This is a messenger RNA of Lathyrus oleraceus (garden pea), 856 nucleotides long. RefSeq lists its product as uncharacterized. The coding region runs from base 302 to 586 and encodes 94 amino acids. Lineage: Eukaryota; Viridiplantae; Streptophyta; Magnoliopsida; Fabales; Fabaceae. The transcript is spliced from 6 exons. The record is from RefSeq and is a predicted model, not a curated record.
GGUUCUCUAUAUCAUUUGAAUUUGCACUGAGUUUCCAUCUUCUUCCUCAUACUUGGUCAGUUGUUUCCAUCUCUCUCUCUCUCAAUCAUUUUUACCACCAUUUUGCAAUUCGAUCGUAUCUCCAUAUCACUCGCCUUCAUUUUCUCAACAAGCUAAAUCGUGUUGUAGAUCACUUUUUCUUCUCAAAAUAUGGCACUAGAGAACCAUUUCUACUUCCAUAUUGUCGUCCCAAUGGUUUCACCGUCUCCUUCUAGGCAUCGUUCUUCUUCUUCACGAAGGUAUUUUUCCCCUUAAUUUUAACAUGAGUUUGCUCUCUAAUGUAAACUCCUUAUUAAGCGAUUUGUUGAUUUGCAUGUUGAUGUCUUUCAAAAAAUUUAUGUGGAGAAUAUCCAACUUUGCUCCUCCUUUUAAGCUCUCACCUAUGUACCAUCUCUUUUACAAGUCUUCAUCCUUCUAUUGUUACCAGACUGGUCUUCCUUGUGGUUGGUCGUUUGAUUGUUCUGCAUGUUCAAGUGAUUUUAUCUCGAUGGUUGGUAUGAUGUUCAAGCAUUUUGCCCUUGUGCGCUCCGUUCAUAUUCCAGGUUGAAACAAUUCAUGCGUGGUGCGGCGUGUUGUGCAUUGUAUGAUUGAAGCAAACGGUGAUUGAUGCCCUGAAAUGCGGAAUUGUCUACUUCUGACCAAACAAAGAUCUACAUGCUCUAUACACUUCUUAAUUUGAGGUUCUCUCAUGAAUCUUUUACUAUUAGAUUUUCAAACCGCCCAUUGUUAGAUAAUAUUAUUAUAUUAUAUUAUAUAUUAGUAAGGGUAGUUUAGUCUUUUUCUAUUAUCUAGUAUUUAUACUCCAUUGUAAUCUUUA